Suillus subaureus is the source of this 174-nucleotide messenger RNA. RefSeq lists its product as uncharacterized. Bases 1 to 174 code for a protein of 57 amino acids. NCBI's taxonomy places the organism in Eukaryota, Fungi, Basidiomycota, Agaricomycetes, Boletales, Suillaceae. The transcript has 2 exons. The record is from RefSeq and is a predicted model, not a curated record.
AUGUCCUUAUCACAGAAACAUUACUUGGAUAUUUCAUCCUGGCUUGGAAAGAAUAGAAAUGACCAGGCCACAAAGAAUUUUCUUCCAGAUCUCAAAAACCACCUGCCAGGUCACUUGUCAGGACUGGACUAUGACAGAGACAAGACUUCAUUUAGUGCAGCAUUAUCAUUAUAA